Carya illinoinensis is the source of this 720-nucleotide messenger RNA. RefSeq lists its product as uncharacterized. The transcript has a single exon. The coding region runs from base 1 to 720 and encodes 239 amino acids. NCBI's taxonomy places the organism in Eukaryota, Viridiplantae, Streptophyta, Magnoliopsida, Fagales, Juglandaceae. The record is from RefSeq and is a predicted model, not a curated record.
AUGGCGCAUAGUUUGAGAGAGUUUACUUUAGAGUUUGUAAAACUUGAUCGUUUUGAUGGAACCAAUUUUCGACGUUGGCAAAAGAAGAUGCACUUUCUCUUGGCCAAUCUCAAAGUGGUUUAUGUUCUAACUACUCCUAGACCAUCUGUAAAUGAAGACGAGACAAUCGCUCAAAGUCGGGCAAGUAUCAAAUUGGUACAAGACGACUAUAUUUGUAAAGGACAUAUUUGCAAUACAAUGUCUGACACAUUGUUUGACGCAUACCAGAACAAGGCAACUGCCAAGGAUCUAUGGAACACACUUGAAGCUAAGUAUCUUUUGGAAGAUGCUCCAAGUAAGACAUUUCUAACUACAAAAUUUUUCAAUUAUAAUAUGAUAAAUUCUAGGUCUGUUGUUGAACAAUUCAAUGUUAUGAUGCAUAUUCUUGAUCAAUUCUCCCAACAUAACAUGAAAAUGGAUGAAUCCAUAUCAGUUUCAUCCAUUAUUGAUAAACUUCCUCAAUCAUGGAAAAAAUACAAAAGAAGUUUGAAACAUAGAAGGGAAGAAAUGUCUCUAGAAGAGUUAGGCCAACAUCUUCGUAUAGAAGAAGAGAUAAGGCUUAGAGACAAUAAUGAAGAGCGUGACUAUUUAACUUCUAACAUGCACAUGGUAGAGGAAGGAAAGACCCACCAACACAAACAGCCCAGUGAAUCCGAAUAUAAAAACCGAAAGAGAGAAUAA